Molecule: messenger RNA, 4352 nt
Organism: Belonocnema kinseyi
Lineage: Eukaryota; Metazoa; Arthropoda; Insecta; Hymenoptera; Cynipidae
Gene: wdp
Product: protein windpipe-like
Exons: 3
Coding region: 576-2810 (744 amino acids)
Molecular function (GO): protein binding
Source: RefSeq, a predicted model, not a curated record
UGGUGGCAGUUCGAGCCACAGUCCUAACUCAACCUCAGCCUGUGAUAGAUUGUAUCGUGUCUUCGAUCCGGGAUCGAUAUCCGGUAAAUUCGUCUUCGGAAAGUGACACCGGUCGAGACAAAUCCUCUUAAAGGACGCGGAUGUCCUUUCAAGGUCCUUCCAAGUGUUCCUCAUACAAUAAGGAUACUUCUCCAAGGAAUCCAUUUCCAAAGGAUAAAUUUGUCCAAGGAUAUUUUUUCAAAAUAAUAUCCAUCUCGAAGGAAAUUUUAUUAGGACUUUGCAUCUCAAAGGAUAUUUUAUAAGGAAUAUUCUUCCCUAGGGAUAUAUUUCUACGAAGGAUAUAUGCUUCUGUAAGGAUACAGUUUCCUGAAAGUUUUUUCCUUUCAAGUUUUCAAAGAUAGUUCUCCAAAGGAUAACAAUUUUGAGGAUUUUUUUGUGAAAAAGAAGACGUGCGGAGGAUUUUGUAAGACACGAAAAAGUGGGGUCUCCUCGGGACUCGAGAUUUAAGAGAUGCUACCGGAGCCGCGUUCUUCGUGAAGCCACAUCUGAGUAAACGAAAAAGAAUCAGAACAAACAUGCGGUCUUACGAUCUCUUCGGGUUCUUCCUGCUUUUUCUCCUGGAUUUCUGGAGGCCAACGGAGGCCCUGUGCAGCCUCGAAAAUGGAACAGCUGCUCGAUGCCAUUUCCUGGAGGACGCCAGGUACAUUGACACCUACGAACUUCAAAGCCUGAAAGCUUCUGUGGCACAAAAAGUCCUAACUUCAGAUGCCUUUGAAAAUGUGACCAGUCUGAGAUACCUAGAUCUAUCCGGAGGUGACUUGGAAGAAAUUCAUCCAAGAUCUUUUCUUCUUCUAACAGAUCUACUUUCUUUAAACCUAGCUGACAACCACAUUAAAUACCUAAAUUCUAGCUCUCUGGAGGGUCUAAAGAAUUUGCAAAACCUCAGGCUACGAAGGAAUUCUCUCCAAGAUAUUUCCGAAGCUGUUCUUAAUCUAAAAAGUCUGAAAGUUCUCGACAUCUCUGGAAAUCCAUUAAAUUGUAACUGUUCGACUUUGAAAGCAAGGGACAAAUUGUUAGAAAAAGGGGUCAAAAUUUCGAAAACAGCUCUUUGUUCAGGUCCAGUUUCGGUUAAAGGAUGGUCUCUGCUGAAACCUAGCUCGAAGUUAAUUUGUAUAUUCGAGGAACAGGAUGAAGGAAUGCAGAUGGACCAGCCCGUGGUUGGGGCACCUGAAGGAUCUGGAGAAAUAGGAUCUGGUGAUGAGGAGCCAUUCGAGGAUGAUAAGGAAGAAGACAUGGAAGUAGUUGCAGCUCCAGCAGUAAAUGUUCCAAAAGCUGCUGAAACACCAGCUCCGGAAACCCCUGCUCCCGAAACGCCUGCUCCUAAAACAACUGACGCUGAAACUCCUUCUCCGAAAACACCCGAAGUUGAAAUUCCUUCUCUGAAAACACCCGAAGUUGAAAUUCCUUCUCCGAAAACACCCGAAGUUGAAAUUCCUGCUCCGAAAACAUCUAAAGCUCACACUCCUGCACCAGAAAUCCCUCUCGAAGCCGCUCAGCUAUCAUCAAAAGUAGAAGUAUCCGCAACCCCAAUUAGUCCAGUCGAAGUAUCACUAGAAAAGAGCAAACUAAAAGGUGAUGAUGGUCUCUUUUUCGACACAGAUGAAAAACCAGCUAUCGCAAGUCCCCCAGUGCCCCAUACAGAAAAGCCAGCAGUGAACGAUGAUUUAGUUUAUGCAGUCGAAGGAUCAGGAGACGAUGAUGAAUUUGAAGGAUCCGGAACGAGAGUUCCACCCAUAGAUUUCAGUAAAGCAGAAGAUGGAACUGUUUUCGAAAAUACCGUGGCUGAAGGAGAUGGAGGAAGCUUAUUUGAAAGCUUGUUUGGCAGUUGGUCGGAUAAAUCUACGACUGGUGCUCCAGAAGAAAAAACAGUAUCAGACAUCGAGAAUGAAGAGUUUUUGCCAGUUGAUUCAGCCAAAGAACCUAAAGUGAAAGUACAGCUAACUAAGGCUGGUCAACAAGCACUUAUUCCUAUCAAAUCGGGUUUUGACUUGUCAGAUGUUACAGAACUGAAUGCCACAAAGAACGGUGAAACUAAACCAGAAAUAGCAAAUGCAUCAUCCCAGGAAACGAAGAUGGGAUAUGGGUCGAUGGUUGUUCUUAUUAUCUUGUUGGCCAUUUUUGUAGGCUUGGUUGGAUUGGCAGCUUACAAGGGUGAUUUCUGUAAGAAGAAGAGAGUUCCAGAUGAUCUUGAGAGGGGAACUGAGUUGAAGGAAAUGAGAAAGUCUCUUUUGGAUGCUGGAAAUGCGCAACCAAAGAUAUCAUCAAAUGGUAAUACGGAAAGUGUGCCUCUAAUGAAUUCUGUUCCUCCUCAGGACGCAAAAGAUUCGAAACCAUUGAGCAGAAAUGGAAAUGGUACAGUGGAUGGACCAGUUAAAUCAGUUCCCUCUGAAAAAUCAGAUCCAUCAGCUAAAUCAGAACCAUCAGCUCCAGAGUCUCUAGACCCUGUUAAACCCCCAAGAAGGUCUAUCCCUCACGAAGAAUUUUUAAGACCCACCACAAAUGGAAAAUCCAAUCCAGAUCUUUACAUUAAUUCUGAAAAGUUUUCAAAAAUGUCAUUAAAUUUGUCUUCCAAUGAUAUCAAAACACAUCCAAAUACUUCAAUGAUACCCGCGGACUUUGAAAGCCCUCCUCUCAGUCCUGAUGCUCAAAGAGUGAAAAUAAUUCUUCAAGACAAUCCAGACAGUGUUCCUAAAACGCCGAUUCUUAUCACGCGUACAAAGAUGGGUGAAAACUUGGUCAAAACACCAUAAAGGUUGUUGUUGAAGGAUAAUGAUAUCCGGAACUUAAUGCUCCAGGUCGCCAGCGAAAAAGGCGAUUUUCCAAACGACCGUGAGGAAGUGAAGUGAUUCUAAAAUUCUUGGAACAAUAACAAAUUUUACAGAAUGUUGGGUGCCUUUUCUGUGUAUUUCAUUUUCUAAUUCUGGAUUCUGUGAUCUCUAAAAUGCUUCUUUUAAUAGAAACUACUCCCAUUCGUGGACUAGUCAACUAUAAAUGGUUUUAGGGAUUAAAGAGACAGAAAUAGAAUCCAAAUCGGACGUGUAAUGGGUACUAAAUUUCUAAAUAGGUCUCAUACUAUAUAUGAACCUAUUAGAGUAAUAAUAAGAGUUUCAUUUUUAGAUUGAUGUUUCCUGAUGAUGUAAUCCUAAAUACUAAAUAGGAUAGUUAAAUUUAAAGUUCUACUGCAACAGGAACAGUUUUAAAGUCAUGAGCAUCUCUCUAUUUUCCAAGUAUUUUUGCGGAUGAUGAUCACUUUUGCUAUGAUGCCUUCUGAUCAAGGUUCACCAUCCUAUUUUUUUUUGCAAUUCACCGAAGUGCUAAUUCCAAGGAAAUAAUCGGAUGAGGAAGCAAGCCAAUAGUUGCAGUGUCAUAAUCAGUAUAGAUUAUCCUGCACCUUUCAGAGAAAGGCUUGUGGAGACUAGUCACUCGUCAAACAACUUAGCGAGAAAAAAAAUGGCAAAAAUCUAAAAGAGUGCAAAAAACUUGACGUAAGCAGAAGUGACGGAACCUUAUUAAAAGUUUAGUUCUAAAUAGUGAAUCGAGAACGCGAAGACGUUUUUACACAAUUUUGACGACAAUAAGUUAUGAGGAAUGGCGUAUGUGUGAAUACCUUUUGUAUUAGUCAUCGCGUGAUAACAAAAUAACGGAUUCUUAGAAUUUUUAUGAUUGAUAAAGAUUGCAAGGAAUGUAUACUUACCAGGUGUUAAUUUUAGCUAGAUUUGAUAAGCCUUAAGGUUUACAAUGAGGGAAACUUUUGGCAUUUAGACCUGUUAAAAUUUACGAUAAAUUCUUAUUUUUAAUUUUUGUAUAAAUUUGUACAAAUGGAAGUUUAAUUAUUCAUUAGAACUCGAGAGUUUCUCCCAAUAUAAGGAAAUAAUAAGCUGUGACCAUUUCUACAUUUUAAGAGUAAUUAUAGGCAGAAAUAAGAGAACAUCUUUCCUUGAAGGAAGUUGAUCUAUAUGAGGACAGAGAACCGUUAUUUACUUUUUAAGAGAAAAAAAGUAGUAGUUAACAUUAUAAGAAGCGUUUUUUAUUUGUGGACGCUAAGUAUUUAUUACAUCGAUUUAAGCCAAAUGAACUAAACCCUACGAUUUAAAGGAGCAAGUGGGAUUUCCUUUUGAUUUUUUUUGUAACUUUCACAACUCUUAGAUUAUGUAUGUACAUCUCAAAAUCUAUAUCCAUCAUCAGUCUCACCUCGCUAUAUUUUAAGUUGAAUGUAAAACUUUAUAGUGUAAGUAGGAUUACCAAGAUGUAAAGACUUUAUUUAUAUUUUCAGUCUUUAAUAAAUAAAUAGA